Messenger RNA from Medicago truncatula (barrel medic), 1973 nucleotides. Its product is annotated as protein DETOXIFICATION 54. Gene Ontology annotation, cellular component: membrane. The transcript is spliced from 4 exons. The record is from RefSeq and is a predicted model, not a curated record. Gene Ontology annotation, biological process: xenobiotic detoxification by transmembrane export across the plasma membrane. Bases 124 to 1698 code for a protein of 524 amino acids. NCBI's taxonomy places the organism in Eukaryota, Viridiplantae, Streptophyta, Magnoliopsida, Fabales, Fabaceae. Gene Ontology annotation, molecular function: xenobiotic transmembrane transporter activity; antiporter activity.
CACCUUUUGUUAUUUUUUGUUGCACCUUUUUCAAUGUUGUUGGUUGCUCUACUUAAAUGUGUCUUUCCCCCAUAAAACCUUUUCAUUUUCUUUCUUCUCAUACAUUCUCUGUCUUACCCUUUUAUGGUUUUUAGAAACCUAGAAGAAGAAAAGCUGAAGAACACAUAUUUGUCAACAAAUAUGAGAGAAGAUGAUAAAGACCAUGAUUUCUUUUCUCACAAAUUCCCUACAACCUCUCAGGUGGUGGAAGAGUUGAAGGAACUUUGGAGCAUGGCUUUACCAUUAACAGCCAUGAACAUGCUAGUUUUUGUUAGAGCUGUUGUUUCAGUUCUCUUCCUUGGUCGUCUUGGUAGCUUAGAGCUAGCAGGUGGUGCACUGUCCAUAGGUUUCACAAACAUAACAGGGUACUCUGUUCUCGUCGGCCUCGCCUCCGGUCUCGAACCGGUUUGUAGCCAAGCUUUCGGUAGCAAAAAUUGGGAACUUCUUUCCCUUUCACUACAACGGAUGGUUCUCAUACUUCUAAUGGCAAUUGUGCCCAUAAGUCUCCUUUGGCUUAACCUUGAAAAAAUCAUGCUUUUCAUGGGACAAGAUGGUAAAAUCACUGAAAUGGCAGCAAUAUAUUGUUUCUAUUCACUACCUGAUCUUUUAACAAAUACUUUGUUACAACCUUUGAGAGUGUUUUUAAGGUCACAAAAAGUGACAAAACCUAUGAUGUAUUGCUCCCUUAUAGCAGUUCUUUUUCAUGUGCCUUUGAAUUAUUUCUUGGUUAUGGUGAUGCAAUUUGGUGUACCGGGCGUGGCGAUGGCGUCCGUGUUAACGAAUAUGAACAUGGUCGUGUUGAUGGCGGGGUAUGUCGGGUUGUUUAGGAAGAAGGAGAUGAUGUUAAAAUGGCCGGGUUGUGGCGGCGGUGGCGGAGGGAUGAUGGUGGUUAGUGAAGGUUUGGGGGAGUUGAUGAAAUUGGCUGUACCUAGUUGUCUUAUGAUAUGUUUGGAAUGGUGGUGGUAUGAGAUUGUUACUGUUUUGGCUGGUUAUUUGGAGAAUCCUACAUUGGCUGUUGCUGCUACUGGGAUUUUGAUUCAGACAACUAGUAUGAUGUAUACUGUCCCUAUGGCUCUUGCUGCUUGUGUUUCUGCUAGGGUAGGGAAUGAGCUUGGAGCAGGUAAACCCUACAAAGCAAAGCUAGCAGCCAUGGUAGCUUUAGCAUGUGCAUUUGUGAUGGGCUUUAUCAAUGUAACAUGGACAGUGAUCCUCAGAUACGGAUGGGCCGGGCUUUUCACAAACGACGAGCCCGUCAAAGCCUUAGUUGCAUCAGUCAUGCCGAUUAUGGGCCUAUGCGAGCUUGGAAACUGCCCACAAACAACCGGCUGCGGCAUCCUUCGUGGAACGGCCCGGCCCGUCAUAGGGGCCAACAUAAACCUAGGCUCAUUCUACUUUGUCGGUACUCCGGUUGCCGUGGGCUUGGCAUUUUGGUUCAAGAUUGGGUUUAGUGGGCUUUGGUUUGGGCUUUUAUCUGCACAAGUGGCAUGUGCUUUGUCAAUUUUAUAUGUUGUGAUUAUAAAAACUGAUUGGGAAGCUGAGGCAUUGAAGGCAGAGAAACUAACAAUGGUAGAGAUGGUGAUGAACAAAGACAAGAAGAAAAAUGAAGAAUGCAAAGGUUUAUUAGAGAAUGAAAAUGGGAACAAAAUUGACAUGUGCUAAAAAAGACACUAUAACCUAGAAGAGAAUGAUGUCUAUAAUGACAUUUGGAUUUUGUAUGUUGGUAUAAAAGAUUAGAUAUUGUCGUCUAGUAAAUUGGAUUUGGAGAUUUAUGAGUGGUGCUUUCAUGUGAUGGAUGGGGUUGCUUUUGAGGAGGAUAUGUUGUUUUCUUUCAUCUUUCCUUUCCUUUUCAUUUUUUGAAAAAGGGUUUAUGAUUAACAAUGUAUCACUUUCUAUACCAACAAUGGUUACAUAUAUCACAUUAGGUUAUUACAUUC